ACAGCGCCGCCCGGCCAAGUCAAAUCGAAUGGUUUGUCUGCAGUUAGACAGACGUGGUACUGUUUUGCUAAGAGUUCGGUGGAGGGGACUUCUCCUCGUGUUUAACACUAUAAAAGGUGGACAUCAGGUUAAGAAAUCUUCUCUGAUAAACCUGGCAGAGGAUUCACCAUGGAGACAGUAUCAGUUUCAAGACGGAACCACACUAAUAAGAAGGAAAACAAGGAGAAUGCUCAGCCAGCAUUUGGAAGCGAGUCUGUCACUAAAAGAGAAAAAAGAACGGCUCCUCCCUUCCAACUGAAAGGUAACAAAAAGGAGGAAACCCUGGCAAAAAAUGGUCCUCUUAAAGCCAAGGAAAAACAAGCAGACACAAGAUCAAUGGUGGCUCUGAAAAAGACUGUGCAGAUAACCAAGAAAGGAGAUGUCAAGCAGCGUCUAACACACAGCCAGGCCUUCCUCUCUGAACAGGCUGUCAAACACAGGAAAAUGGUUGCAGAAGCUCCAAAGCCUCCAGCUCCAAAGCCUCCAGCUCCUGUGCCGUCAUCAAAAUCUGCUCCAGGCAUGUACAAAGGCAAGAUUGUUCAGUCAAAGAUUGGAUCCAUCUGGAAGUCAAGUUCCAGUAUAUCUGAUGCGGAUCCGAAACCAUCUGCACCAAAAGUAGAGGGUCAAAGGGUUGGGAACAUGACUAAAAGCAGGUCCAAGUCUGUGGCUGACCAACUGAGGAAUGACGCACACAAACCUGCGCCUACAAGGUCCAAGUCAGUGUCUGAGAGACGUGUUCAGGUGUCCAAGCCUUCCAUCACCAGCCGUCCUCCGGCUGGAUUCCGAUCUGCUCGCCCUCCUGCCAGAACUGUCCCUGCAACACUGACCAGUACAGAGACCAGAAAAGAUAAAGCUGCUGCCAUCAAGGGAUGUCCGAUUUCAAGGCCAAAGGGUCCAGUGAGAGACGGGAAGGUCAACAAACCUCCAGUCUCGAGCACCAUCAGUCAGUUCAGGUUAAACUCAGAGACAGCUGAAGAAAGAAGAGCAAAACUAGCAGACUGGCUUGCUUCCAAGGGCAAGACAAUGAAGAGACCAGCCAUGACGACAGCACCUGCAACACAAUCAAAGAAAGUCUCUACAAAACCUAAAGCUGAACCCAAACCACAGUCUCGGGCUGAGUCUCAGCCAGUUAUGCAAUGCAACACUAAACCUGUACCUAAACCCAGUGUUGAAGCUCACAAGCCAGAUGCUGCUGCUGCUGCUCUCUGUGCAGACACGCAGAGAACAGAGGUGAUGACACAGAUCCAGACUCCAGCAAUAAUGAACACAACUCUGGACCUGCUGGAGAACACUAAUGAAGAUCUCUUUGAUGGCCAGCAGGGUGGAGUGGAGGAUAUUGUUGUGAAUCUGUGUGAUGCUUUGGAGGCCAUGGCGACACCCUCUAGAUGCAGUGAAGUGUCAACGGGGACAGACGUGUGCAGUGAGGUUGAAGUUGAGAGCGAAACGAUGGAUGGAUGUAAAGAGGAGGUGAGGAAUGAGAAGCCUGAGGAUGUUAGUGAGCAGCUGAAGGCUGAGCAAGUGAAGGACGGAGCAGGAAGUGAUGAAGAUGAAGUGGAGCUGGAUGAGGAAGCAGAAAGUGAUGGAGGUGUGAUGGAGACAACGCCGCAGAGAGAGGAUGCUUCAGUCGUGAAGUACAGUGUGAAGACUACGCCAUACCUGCAAAGUGUGAAGAAAACCAUUGAAGGUGAGGUCAGCACAAGCACCUCCAGGAAGAGGAGUAACAUCAAAGAUCUGAAGUUUCUGACGCCUGUGCGUCGUUCCUGUCGCAUUGAGCGGAAAUCGUCCCGCCUGCCAUCGAUGCUGGUGGAUCACGAUCCCUGUGUGACGUCACUGGCUGAGCUGGUGAAACUAGACGAAGAUUCAAAUGCCUACAUUUACAGGAAAAACCCUGCACUGUUGGAAGAUCUGCCUGACCAGCCCAGAAUGUAAAGAGAUCUGUGUUAAUAUGUGCUGUUUUAAAAUAAUCCUUUAAAAUAUAUGCGACUGUGACACUUUAAAAUGUUACCUUUUUUAAGUGGUUUUACUAAUUUGAAUGUGUGUAUAAGCUAAGAUUUGUGCCUUUCAUUUAUAAUAUUUUAACAUCUUCUUUUCUAAAUGUUCUUUUCUGAUGUAUGAUGAAGAGUUUGUCUCAGUAACGCUGUUGUUCAUUCUAACAAAGAUGCCUUGUUGCCCAACACACUUCAAUAAAAGAAUACUGCCUGAUCUUAAAUUAUAA
This is a messenger RNA of Notolabrus celidotus (New Zealand spotty), 2254 nucleotides long. Its product is annotated as cytoskeleton-associated protein 2. Bases 169 to 1968 code for a protein of 599 amino acids. NCBI's taxonomy places the organism in Eukaryota, Metazoa, Chordata, Actinopteri, Labriformes, Labridae. Gene Ontology annotation, biological process: negative regulation of microtubule depolymerization. The transcript is spliced from 7 exons. Gene Ontology annotation, cellular component: microtubule cytoskeleton. The record is from RefSeq and is a predicted model, not a curated record.